UCAACACCUUUACACCCCUAAUGUUAUCAAACACGGAGUGAAACCAGUGGAUGGGUGCAUAAUGAAACCUGUCGGCGAAUUUGGUAAAGCAAAAUUUUCGGGGUUUUGAGACCCGCGUGGCACAACAGGAUUCCACUCAUAAUAAAAUGAUCAGUAGUACAAUUUUGGGCAUCCUAUAAAUGGUGUAGUUCCAUGUUCCUCUUUUGGUAUUCAGUCCUCCUUUGCCUCAGGAAUCUAUGGAAAUACCCAUUAGCUUUUAGCUUUAGGUUAAAUCAGUCAAAUAGAAAGAGCGGUAGAAUAUUACACACCAAAAGAAGAGAAAACAGAGAUAUGGAGGAGAAUAAAGCAGUGACUUCCAGCAAGUUCAAAAGGGUUUGUGUCUUUUGUGGAAGCAGCUCCGGCAAGCGAAACAGCUAUCGUGAUGCUGCCCUUGAGCUGGGCAAAGAACUGGUCUCCAGGAGGUUGGAUCUUGUUUAUGGAGGAGGAAGUGUCGGGCUAAUGGGUUUGGUUUCUCAGGAGGUCCACCGAGGUGGAGGACAUGUUAUAGGAAUUAUCCCCAAAACUCUGAUGAGCAAAGAGAUAACUGGGGAAACAGUAGGAGAGGUCAAACCUGUUGCGGACAUGCACCAAAGGAAAGCUGAAAUGGCCCGCCAUUCUGACUGUUUUAUCGCCUUACCGGGUGGAUAUGGAACUCUUGAAGAGUUAUUAGAAGUCAUAGCCUGGGCCCAGCUUGGAAUCCACGACAAGCCUGUUGGCUUGAUUAAUGUGGAUGGCUACUACAAUUAUCUGCUCACCUUCUUAGACAAAGCCGUGGAUGAUGGCUUCAUUAAACCAUCCCAACGUAAUAUCGUUGUCUCCGCUCCAACUGCAAGAGAACUUGUCCAAAAGCUUGAGGAAUACGUGCCAAUGCAUGGUGGAGUUGUUGCUAAGGCGAGAUGGGAGGCUGAACAAUUGGAGCUCAAUUCAUCUUUGUAAACUGAAAUUAUUGCUCGUUAAUUAGUGAAAGAGGACAAAGGUCUCUCUUUCCUUUUAUUUGUUGCCUUUUUUUUUUUUUUGAGAUUUUCUGAUCAGCAAAUUAUGUAAGUCUGCAACUAGCUAGGGUUCUCCUUUCAAUUUUUGUAUGUACUGUAUUACUCUAGGAUAGAAAGGAGGAAAAUCUAUGGGAUGAAAAAAAAAUUAACAAAUUAAGCAAAGUUGUUGUUAACUCCUUGUAUUGGAUGAUAAUGGCAAGUGGGAUUUUCUUUGUCAUAUAGAUGCUUAUAUUUUGUAAAAGUUCCUAGGAAAAUAACACGAAGGAAAAACAAAAAAAAAGCAGCUUUUUGUGCUCUUUUCCA
Durio zibethinus is the source of this 1334-nucleotide messenger RNA. Its product is annotated as cytokinin riboside 5'-monophosphate phosphoribohydrolase LOG1-like. NCBI's taxonomy places the organism in Eukaryota, Viridiplantae, Streptophyta, Magnoliopsida, Malvales, Malvaceae. Gene Ontology annotation, molecular function: hydrolase activity, hydrolyzing N-glycosyl compounds. The record is from RefSeq and is a predicted model, not a curated record. Gene Ontology annotation, cellular component: cytosol; nucleus. Gene Ontology annotation, biological process: cytokinin biosynthetic process.